AUCCGACGGCUCAGAUUCACCAAACCUCAUUAUAAUCCCUUUGAGCCACACGAAGACAUAUACAUUUACACAGACACAAUCCCGAGAAAGAGAGAUCGUAAGGAGAUAACAAGAAUGGUUUCUUCGCUUCUUAUGUCGUUUGCUCCGGCCACCGUGAGGGUUUACGCCACAACCGCAAAAGGAGCUUCAGGCGGCGCCAAGGAGGAGAAGAGUCCCCUCGACUUUGUGCUGGGCUAUUUGACAAAGCAAGAUCAGUUCUACGAGACUGAUCCAAUCCUCAAGAAGGUGGAGAAGGAACAAGGCACCACUGGAGGCAGAGGAACCUUUCGCGGCGGUGGUAAAAGCGCUGCUCCGGUGCCUGUGGCGCCAAAGAAGAACGAUGGUGGUGGGCUCGGCGGCUUAGCUGGCCUCUUCAACAAAAAAUGAAUGUAAAUCUGCAUUAUCUAUUUGCUUCUGUGUUGUUUAUUCUCUAUACAUUCUUCAGAUUUCAGUUAUAUAUAUAAACUGCUCCUUUCUUCAUCUUAUCGACAAGCUAUCAACG
Molecule: messenger RNA, 541 nt
Organism: Brassica rapa (field mustard)
Lineage: Eukaryota; Viridiplantae; Streptophyta; Magnoliopsida; Brassicales; Brassicaceae
Cellular component (GO): chloroplast
Source: RefSeq, a predicted model, not a curated record